GAGGUGUUUCAAUUGGCAAAGAGAUAGGGAACGUGGCCUUAGCAAAAGAGAACAACCUUAAAUGAGAAACGACCAGUAUUCAUAGAUCGAAAACAGUUUACACGUCUCCUUUGGGUUGGACAACUUGCAAACAUGGCGGAUGUUGAUCAAGGAUCGGUCUUACCCAGCGAAACUUCACCUCUCAUUCUGGAUGGUCUGAAUUCUACCGACUCAAAUGGUACCGACGCUGUCAACGCGACUGUGGCCAAGUUUGUGGCGACACCGGAGGGAACGGCACUGGCAUAUGGCAGCCUUGUUUUUAUGGCUCUGUUGCCCAUUUUCUUCGGUGCACUGCGGUCAGUCAACUGUGGCAAAAGCAAGGUUGCUGGAGAAAAUGGUUGCGAUUAUGAGUACAGAAACUCCUCAGACAUGCCAGAGACCAUCACAGGCAGGGACGCUGCACGGUUCCCCAUAAUCGCCAGCUGCACCCUCUUCGGCCUCUACCUCUUCUUCAAAAUUUUCUCACAAGAGUACAUCAACUUGCUGCUGUCAAUGUAUUUCUUUGUCCUGGGGAUUUUGGCACUGUCUCAUACAAUGAGUCCCUUCAUGAACAGGAUCUUCCCUGCUAACAUUCCCAUCAAGCAGUACCAGUUGCUCUUCACUCAGGGCUCAGGAGAGACCAAAGAAGAAAUAGUCAACUAUGAGUUUGACACCAAGGACAUGAUCUGCCUGGUCAUCAGCACUGUGGUUGGGGUCUGGUACAUCCUCAAGAAGCACUGGAUUGCCAACAACCUCUUUGGCCUGGCGUUCGCCCUGAAUGGGGUGGAACUUCUGCACCUAAACAAUGUCAGUACUGGCUGCAUCCUGCUGGGGGGGCUGUUUGUGUAUGACGUCUUCUGGGUGUUUGGCACCAAUGUCAUGGUUACCGUGGCCAAGUCGUUCGAGGCACCCAUUAAGUUGGUGUUUCCCCAGGACCUGUUCCAGAAGGGUCUAGGUGCCAAUCAAUUUGCCAUGCUGGGUCUUGGAGAUAUUGUCAUUCCAGGGAUCUUCAUUGCUUUACUCCUCCGCUUUGAUGUCAGUCUGAAGAAGAACACCAGGACCUACUUCUACACCAGCUUCCUGGCCUACAUCUUUGGCCUGGGUAUGACCAUCUGGGUCAUGCACACCUUCAAACAUGCCCAGCCUGCCUUGCUGUACCUGGUCCCAGCCUGUAUUGGAUUUCCGGUGGUUGUAGCGCUGUUGAAAGGAGAACUGACAGAGAUGUUCAGGUACGAGGAAGUUUCUCCGGAAGAUGCUGCAGCGAAAGAAGAGGCCACAGAGGCUGAGAAAAAAGAUAAAUGACGACAACGUUUCCACGAGCUCGUCCAUCACUGGCUGCCACCACAUUUCACAUCAGCCCACCUCUCUACACAUCCUGGGAGGGUGUUCAUGUUUCCCAUGUGCCGUGCCGUACAUGGAAAUGGCUGAUUUAUUAAAUAACUGUUUUGACAUUGGGAUAUUUUGUAGUUUAAAAGUGGUUUGUUACACAAAUUGUACAACAGCUUAUCCGGUGUCUGUUUCUUCUAUAUUUUUUAGUUAUUUUAUUUCAUUUGAAAGGCCAGAAUUUUAAAAUGGAAUAAGUGUUGUUGUUUUGGGGGGGUUCUGACAUAUCACAGGAAGCUGAUUUUUUAUUUUUUUAUUGUCAGAAACAUUUUACUCUCCCAGCCUGAUUUAUUUGUAAUGAUUGUCUAGUUUGAUCUCUGUACCAAGUCCAUUCUUGGUUUUGAUAUACAAAUGCCUUUGUCAUAGAGAAUGUGAAAUAUAAUAGGAUGGUGUUAGAUGAGCGGGAGAUGAGUUUACGAUUGUCAUACACGCUUUACAUGGAAGUUAACCUUUGACAUGGAACUCGACCGUUGGUAUCUAUAUGAAUGGCACCUGGCUUCUCUGGUCUGGAAGUCUUUGGCUUCAACAAAGACAUCUAACUAUGUACUACUGUACUAGUCUCAAUGUAUAAUUGUGCCAAUUUAGUAAUGUGUGUAAUUACAUGGUACCUGACAUGUUGGUCAGUAUAGUGGUAAUAAUAGCUCAGAGUUCAGAUCAUAGCAUUAAGAAGUAACUGAACUUGGGCAAUCGAUCACAUUUUGAUAUUUUUAUGCACAUUUGCUAUGACACUACUAUUUACGUGAGUCAUACUCUGUCAUAUCAAAUCAGAGAAGUCUGUUAUAUGGAAACUAUAUAUUUAGUAUUGUAGUUAGAGGUCUCAUGCAGUGACUGAAAUGUACCUGCAGGUGGAGACAGUGUCAAAUGAACCAUGUCUCAGAGAGGAGACCAAAGGAACAAAUAAUUCCUCUUCUUGCUUUAGGUUGUAACUGCUUUGCUUUAAUAAUGUAUUUUCUUUCUGGCCUUUUGCAGUUUGGAGCAGUGCGUUUCAGGUUCAGAAAGACAGGGGAGAAGCUUUUUCAUUUUAGGGCUUUAAGAUUGAGCAGUUUUGUAGAAAUGUGUUUUGGUAAAGAUCAUGUCCACACUCUGCCUGGUGAAGUUCAGUAACCCUAUCAUUUUAAAGAAAUUUACGUUUUCUCUUUUUUUCUCCUAUUGUACUUGUGCAAGUCAAAGUUUAUGAGCCUGUGUUCAGGAGCCGAUAUCUAUUUUGUUUGCAAUAAAUGUGGGCGUAUAUCACCGUAGAGAACCAUAA
Molecule: messenger RNA, 2650 nt
Organism: Salvelinus namaycush (lake trout)
Lineage: Eukaryota; Metazoa; Chordata; Actinopteri; Salmoniformes; Salmonidae
Product: minor histocompatibility antigen H13-like
Exons: 13
Coding region: 133-1320 (395 amino acids)
Biological process (GO): membrane protein proteolysis
Cellular component (GO): cytoplasmic side of endoplasmic reticulum membrane; lumenal side of endoplasmic reticulum membrane; membrane
Molecular function (GO): aspartic endopeptidase activity, intramembrane cleaving
Source: RefSeq, a predicted model, not a curated record